AUUACCGAAACCUAUCCGUCUAGCACAAGUGUGCCGCGUUUACUUAACGUUUUAUCAGGCUUCUCCUAUUGGCUCUGUAAUGUUUCUAUUUACGUUUCUCGUUGCGUCUCUUAAGUUUCUUGAAAACAGAUGCUUUGAGGUUAUGGGCGUGUGCUGACGAACUGAAGUACUGAAUAUUUAAACUCCUGGAGAAGGAUACAAAACCGCGAUUGUUGACCGUACGAACUUUGUACAGCAACAUAUGGUAGAAAACUAAAUAUGGAGGGUAGCGGAUAUUCUGGUGAAGGCGAUGUGGGUGGACCAAGAACUCCUCAGCAAGGUGCAUCUUCAAAGAAAUUGCAGCAAACUCAGGCAAAGGUGGAUGAGGUCGUGGGAAUCAUGAAGGUCAAUGUAGAGAAAGUCUUAGAAAGGGACCAAAAACUCUCAGAGCUGGACAAUCGAGCAGAUGCAUUGCAGCAAGGUGCUGCACAGUUUGAACAGCAAGCUGGUAAACUGAAGCGAAAGUACUGGUGGAAGAAUUUGAAGAUGAUGAUAAUCAUUGGCAUUAUCUGCGUUAUAAUUCUAAUCAUUAUUAUCGCUUCAGUAGUACCAAGUUCGUCGGAUCCUGGACCCUCGGAACAUUGAAUACUUGUGUAUUGAAAUCCAACAACAAAAGCAUACCAACAAUUAAACGAUAGAACUUCAAUCGAGCUACGUGAACUUCUUGAUGUAACAAGCAGCUCGUUACUAUCGCAUAAAACUAACCAACAUAACGAACAGCCACAUUCACAAACAUAAAACAUACACCAUUCGCCAGUUCGUUCGUAGUCGAAAGAGUUUUUAAAAUCUUUUUUUUUCUUUCUUUUUCCACCACCACGAACGCACAAAUAUGAUUAAAAAAUAAAAUACUUUAUAUUUAACUGGCCAAACGGAUGUUGGGUGGUGUGUACAUUAUAAUUAGAAAUAACCGAAAUGGCGAGAAUCAUUCUACAAUUCCUACGCGUGGACAAUGUAAUUGUAGAAUAAUAUUUUGGAUACAUAUACAUAAAUAUUAAUACGGACUCAACCAAUCUAAAUCAUGGACGCCGUACCGUUACGAUACAUAUUGUACUACUGUCAAUGAUAUUUAAUAUAUAUUACUAUUUCUAUACAUUAA
Cephus cinctus (wheat stem sawfly) is the source of this 1135-nucleotide messenger RNA. RefSeq names its product vesicle-associated membrane protein 2 (gene Syb). Gene Ontology annotation, cellular component: plasma membrane; SNARE complex. The coding region runs from base 259 to 624 and encodes 121 amino acids. Lineage: Eukaryota; Metazoa; Arthropoda; Insecta; Hymenoptera; Cephidae. Gene Ontology annotation, biological process: vesicle fusion; vesicle-mediated transport. The transcript has 3 exons. Gene Ontology annotation, molecular function: syntaxin binding; SNAP receptor activity. The record is from RefSeq and is a predicted model, not a curated record.